Cheilinus undulatus (humphead wrasse) is the source of this 2652-nucleotide messenger RNA. RefSeq names its product clavesin 2 (gene clvs2). Gene Ontology annotation, cellular component: membrane. The transcript is spliced from 5 exons. Gene Ontology annotation, molecular function: phosphatidylinositol bisphosphate binding. The coding region runs from base 131 to 1132 and encodes 333 amino acids. The record is from RefSeq and is a predicted model, not a curated record. NCBI's taxonomy places the organism in Eukaryota, Metazoa, Chordata, Actinopteri, Labriformes, Labridae.
UCCAUCUGAAGCCAGCUUCUGAUCCAGAGAGAAGACUACCAGAAUAUUCUUCACCCUGUUGCUGGAGCUAACAAUUGAUCGUGUUGUUUCUCUGCUGUGGUCCCCCGUGGAGGGACAGCUGUUGCAAAAGAUGACUCACUUGCAGGCUGGCCUCUCUCCAGAGACUCUGGAGAAAGCCAAGGUGGAGCUCAAAGAGAACCCGGAGACUUUACACCAGGACAUCCAGGAGGUCCGGGACAUGAUCAUCACCCGGCCGGACAUCGGGUUCCUCAGGACAGAUGACGCCUUCAUCCUCAGAUUCCUCAGAGCGAGGAAGUUCAACCACUUCGAGGCGUUCAGGCUGCUGGCUCAGUACUUUGAGUACCGACAGCAGAACCUGGACAUGUUCAAGAACCUGAAGGCGACAGACCCGGGGAUCAAACAGGCCCUGAAGGACGGUUUCCCCGGGGUGCUCUCCAAUCUGGACAGAUACGGCAGGAAGAUACUGGUGCUGUUUGCAGCCAACUGGGACCAAAGCAGAUACACCUUUGUGGACAUACUGAGGGCGAUCCUGCUCUCUCUGGAGUCGAUGAUAGAAGACCCGGAGCUGCAGGUCAACGGUUUCAUCCUCAUCAUUGACUGGAGUAACUUCACCUUCAAACAGGCGUCCAAACUAACUCCCAGCAUGCUCCGGCUUGCCAUCGAGGGGCUGCAGGACAGUUUUCCUGCCAGAUUUGGAGGCAUUCACUUUGUGAACCAGCCAUGGUACAUCCAUGCUCUCUACACCGUCAUAAGACCCUUCCUCAAAGACAAGACCAGGAAGAGGAUCUUCAUGCAUGGUAACAACCUGAACAGCCUCCACCAGCUCAUCCAUCCUGAGAUCCUACCCUCAGAGCUUGGCGGGAUGAUGCCACCGUAUGAUAUGGGCACGUGGGCACGGACGCUGCUGGACCACGCCUACGACGAGGAGACAGACUAUUGCCCAGAGUCUUACACCCUGUCAGUACAAGACCUGGAGAGAGACCUGGAGAAAAACAUGUCCCCGAAAACCAUGAAGAGGUCUCAGUCUGUGGUGGAACCGGGCGUCCUGAAACGACCGGACAAAGUGAAGAGUGAAGAAGACAACAUGCAGCCACUGCUCUCUUUGGACUAAAGUACGCUUUCAGCAGCAGUAGUAUUGAAGCUUACUGGAGUCAGUAUUUAAACACACAAACACGUGACUGACAUGUGCACAUACUGAACCAAACGCACGGCUUACAGACGCUCCUUGUGUCUCUUGAACUCCAGGAAAUCUGAACAAGCUGGUACAAAGCAGGAGGAGACAGGGUGAUGUCUCACCACACAGAAACUUAGAGCUACUGAUGGUGUUCGAUAUAUUUAUUUAUUUAUUUAGUUAUGUGUCAAGUGCCAAUUCAGAAAACAGCUGUAAAAAUUUAUCUGAACAACCCAGCCGCUCACAAAAGGAGAAGACGUGUAAGGAGAGGGAGAUGCGAAGGUGCCACGUUUGUGAAAAUAGUGUUUCCUACAGCUGUACAGUAGUCCAAAAACCAGAGAGUUCCCGAGCUGCAGUCCUUUCUUUUUCUUCUUCUUUGUACAGUUAUUUAAAGAAGACACGGUGUGUGAACGGGAGGCACUGCUCAGGAUCAACAGAAGAGAAGAUGAGGGGCUUUUUUUCAACCGACUGGACACAAAACUGGCAGACAGGCAGGCGCUUGGGUCACUGGGUGUACUGGUUGUGGAGGUUUCCUGUGAAAAUAUUGUCUGACUAUCACUCUACCUAUCUCUCAGAAAAGCAUAACCCCUUUAAAGAGAGGAAUCUAUGUUUUUCUUUGCAGAAUUUCUAUAUUUUCAAACCCAUUUAUCAAAAAAAUCAGUGUUUCUUCUUUCAUUUGAAAAAGCUGCAGCCUCUUUGAGAAACUCACCUAGAGGUGACGGAGCAGUUUAAUCAGCUAAAGAUAAACUUUGGGACUCUUAUAGGUAGAUACUGUCAUCCAGACUUAUAAAAAAGAUUAUUUUUGUGACACAUUUGUUGUACUUUAGGCAAUAAUGAUCUUAAGAAGCUUCAGCACGGUCACUAAAUUUGUUUUCGAUGCAUUAGUAUUUUAAUAUUUACACUACACAUAAUUUUGCAUGUUUUUGCCCACUUGCCCAAAACACAUUCCUUUAUUUGCAUUAUUCCAGAACAUCACUGGUGUUUCCAAAUGUACAUAGGAGUCAGUUAGUAUUGGUAUCAGUUUAUAAUCUUUACUUGUUUGUUGGUUUUUCACCACAUCACACUUUCAAGUGAUUCUAGGCAGAUUUAUGUGAAUAUUUAAAGCAAGAGAGUAAUUUCUCUUCCACUAUGAGGCGACUGAUAAGCUAGACUUUAUUCAAAGCUUAACUAAUUUCAGAGCCAUUGCAGACCAUGGUCAGGGUUUCAAAUAAAACAAAACAUGGACUGUACAGUGCAAUCAGAAAGUAUUCAGACAACCUUCCCUUUUUUUCUAUUUUCUGAUGUUGCAGCCUGAUGCUACUAUUAAAAAAUAUCUACAUUCUCGUUAAUCUACACUCAGUACCCCAUCAUGACUAAGUGAAAGCAGAUUUUUUUUUAAAUAUCAUAUCAUAUCAUGAAACACAUGAUCAUAUGAUUAGGGAAGAUACCUCCAUAAAAGGCCACAAAUCUGGCAAUGCAUA